Messenger RNA from Lindgomyces ingoldianus, 1408 nucleotides. RefSeq lists its product as uncharacterized. The record is from RefSeq and is a predicted model, not a curated record. The coding region runs from base 264 to 1019 and encodes 251 amino acids. Lineage: Eukaryota; Fungi; Ascomycota; Dothideomycetes; Pleosporales; Lindgomycetaceae. The transcript has a single exon.
CUCACAUCCAUCCUCCUUAGAUAGCGUAGUUCCGCUCGUUCGCCGCUGCCACUCAUUUCUCCUCAUAGUCUACGUUGUUUAUGCUGCUCUGCACUGUCAUUUCAUAGUUUGAAGUCCUGUCCGGACCGCACCUCCCGUAUCCUGCUUCGCUAUCUCACGCUCCUUCUAAAUUCGGAACUCGAACGCAGCAGGGCCACCGACGGUCUCUCUCCCACUCCUCCAUUCACUGAACCUUUGCUUCACUGCCCUUCGAAAGAUUCACCAUGUAUAUCACCUCAGAACUCUUUCGGCCUGAAUUAGCGGCAGACUUUACGACUCCAUUCCUCGACAAAAGCACCAUGGUGGAACCACGACACAUACUCAGCCUUGGAAAGAGGAAACGGUGUAUGGAGGCAGACCCAGCGGCGACAAUGAGCGCCAAGUGCGAAAGGGCUUCAGAUGGCUCCUCCAGUAUGGCAAUGGACACCUGGAUUUACAGCAGUCACACAGCAUUUCAACGGCUCGAAUCUAGUGCCACGGCCGCUUGCAAAGUUGGCUCUUCGCCCAAACAUCAGCAUCAGACCCUGCGCCACGCAAAACCAGAUAAUAGUCCCUGGGUGCUUAGAGUCCCUGCGCCAUUUCCUUCCAUGCCUUCAAGCCUAGACGCUCGACCCUUCAAACAACCCCGUCGCCUCCAUCACUCCGCCAAGAAAAUCUCCCUCCUCAAAUCGCCGUCUCAUCUCAUGGACAUCGUUUCUGGACCCUCAUCUUCCUCCAAUAUCGAUAUAGCUGCUUCGUCGAGCAAUACUACUAAUUCUGAUCUUCGUCCCUGUCAUAUCUGUCACAAAGCGCCGAUGCGAAAACGCGAUUUAGAGGGCUAUUUCGAGUGCAGAAGCUGUGGUGAACGAGCUUGCUAUGUCUGUACACGUUCAUGUAUUGGGAAGUGCAGGAGACUGCUUUGUAGCAGGUGCUGCGUAGAAAUUGGGCAGGAGGGAGAUGCGUGGUGCAAGGAGUGUUGUGGCGGUCCAGCUGAUGGGUGAUUUUGACAAAUAGAAGUCGCGUGAGUCGUAUAGGACGGGGAAGGAGGCCAGAGAGCUCGUUCUUGGACUGGGACAAGGGUAUGUGGUUAUCACAAUACCAGUUGAACAUCAGAGCAUAUUGAAAUGUGUAUAUAUUCCGACACGAAAUCUAGUCACGGCGGUCUGUAGGUGAGGCGGGAAUGCUUCAAACGCGAUGCUAUCGUGGUAGCAUAUUCUUGGUGUAGAGCUUAUAGUUUUCGGGAGCGACUUCUGGGGGCGGCGUUCUUCCGGUGAACAUACGAUUUCUAAGGGCCGGGCAAGGAUUAACUUUUAGUGCCACAUAGGUUAACUGCAUGUUACCACUGAGUAUAGCAUAGGGGUAAUUGAGGACAGGAAUUUACCCGCUGUUG